Molecule: messenger RNA, 1242 nt
Organism: Prunus armeniaca (apricot)
Lineage: Eukaryota; Viridiplantae; Streptophyta; Magnoliopsida; Rosales; Rosaceae
Source: the annotation of a GenBank genome assembly
AUGGCUGCUGUCGCACCGGAAGGAUCCCAAUUUGAUGCUCGUCAGUAUGAUGCUAAAAUGAGUGAGUUACUUGGAGCUGAUGGGCAAGAAUUCUUCACAUCAUAUGAUGAGGUUCAUGACAGCUUUGAUGCUAUGGGAUUGCAGGAGAACCUUCUUAGGGGCAUUUAUGCAUAUGGUUUUGAGAAGCCCUCUGCAAUUCAGCAAAGGGGAAUUGUUCCUUUCUGCAAGGGACUUGAUGUGAUUCAACAGGCACAGUCUGGAACUGGAAAAACUGCGACUUUCUGCUCUGGAAUUCUGCAGCAGCUUGAUUAUGCCUUACCUGAUUGCCAGGCAUUGGUUCUUGCACCCACACGAGAACUUGCUCAACAGAUUGAGAAGGUUAUGCGAGCACUGGGGGACUAUCUUGGUGUCAAGGUUCAUGCUUGUGUUGGCGGGACCAGUGUUCGUGAAGAUCAACGCAUUCUCUCCAGUGGGGUCCAUGUCGUUGUUGGUACACCUGGUCGUGUAUUUGACAUGUUACGGAGGCAGUCUCUUCGUCCAGAUUACAUUAAGAUGUUUGUCUUAGAUGAAGCAGAUGAAAUGCUUUCACGAGGUUUCAAGGAUCAGAUCUAUGACAUUUUCCAGCUGCUACCAUCGAAAAUUCAGGUCGGGGUUUUCUCUGCCACAAUGCCACCGGAGGCCCUUGACAUCACUAGGAAGUUCAUGAAUAAACCUGUGAGGAUUUUGGUGAAACGUGAUGAGCUCACCCUUGAGGGUAUCAAGCAAUUCCAUGUCAAUGUUGAUAAAGAGGAAUGGAAACUUGAGACACUUUGUGAUCUUUAUGAGACCUUGGCAAUUACUCAGAGUGUCAUCUUUGUGAACACCAGGCGCAAAGUUGAUUGGCUCACUGACAAGAUGCGCAGCCGCGAUCACACAGUCUCUGCCACCCAUGGAGACAUGGACCAAAACACAAGAGACAUUAUCAUGAGAGAGUUUCGGUCUGGUUCUUCUCGUGUGCUCAUAACAACUGAUCUCUUGGCCCGUGGUAUUGAUGUCCAGCAGGUCUCUCUAGUGAUUAAUUUUGAUCUUCCGACACAACCAGAAAACUACCUCCACCGCAUUGGUCGUAGUGGUCGUUUCGGGAGGAAGGGUGUUGCCAUCAAUUUUGUGACCAAGGAUGACGACAGGAUGUUGUUUGACAUCCAGAAGUUUUAUAAUGUUGUGAUUGAGGAGCUGCCGGCAAAUGUUGCUGAUCUGCUUUAA